UGCCCCGCGCCUGCGCCGAGCCACAAGAUGGCGGCCGCCGCUGCUCCGCUGCCGCCGCCAGGGGCGGGCGCCGCACAUGCGCCGAGCGGCCGCCGGGCGCGCAAACAAGGGGCGCCGCCGUCCCGGAGCCGCCGCCCGUAAGGUGAGCGCUGGGGGGGGCUCUGCCGCCGUCCCUCCGCUGCGGCACCGCGGGGCCCGCGCGUUCCCGAAGCCCUUUGGUGCUCCCUUGGCCGGGCUCCGACGGCUCCUCCGGCGAGGGGCCGCGGUGCGCCGCCGGGGGAGCAGCCGGGAGCAGCCGAGGCUCCGUGCCGGGCUGUGCGGCGGGGCAGGGGGUCUGCGGCGGCUGGGCAGCGUCUGCCGGCCCGGGAGGAGAGCUCACCCGUCGCCUUCCGCCGUGUUGGGUCUCUCCCGGCGCUGGUGGGUGCCGCUUGUGGGCGGUGCGUGCCUCUUCCCUUCCCCGGCCUAACGCGGGUUGAGGAAAACGCGUCCUGAGCUGGGUUUCGGCACUGAACUGUAUUCCAGAGCUGAACAAGGAGGUGUGUACUUCAGAGCUGAUAAAAUGGUCAUGAGACGGAGAAACCUUGUGCAGUAAGCGUUUUACGGCCUCAGUGACAUCAGUGAAAGCACGCUUUGGAACUCGAAGGUUUAAAGGCAUAAAGCUUCACUAGAACUGUAACUAGAAUGGACAGUUAUUUUAAAGCUGCAGUCUGUGACUUGGACAAGCUACUUGAUGAAUUUGAACAAAAUACAGAUGAAUGUGACUUCUACAGAACACCUCAAAAUCCAUAUGACUCGAAACAACAUUCAUUUUCUUCAGACUUGGAUGGCUUACAACAUGCAUAUCCAACACCCAAACUGCAUGAGGAUGCUUGUAUGGCAUCAGAAGAAAUCUCUCUAGUCAGCCAUACUGGACCAAAUGAAGGGAUUCUGAAUUACCCAUCACAAAAUGAGAAGAGUGUUGCUGGGCCUGAUCUUUUGUCCACUGUGGACAGCAGUUCCUCAAAAGAAAUUCAGGCUUCCACCCCAGGAAGGUGUAGUAUACCUGUGUGUGAUCUUGUUAAUGACACAGGUAACUUGAUUCAUUCAGCAGGUUCCAGUGAAGAUAAUCAAAAGUUGCAGCCACAUGACUCCCAGCCCAGUGAAGACUGUUUGAUUGGCUUUGGCAUACCUUGCAUACCUAUUCCUGUUUGUGUGUCAUCAGUAAGUUGCAGCGGUGGUGUUUCAAGUACAGAACAGUGUGAUGGGGACUCAUUGCUACAAGAUUCAGGACACCUUAAAACAGAGGAGAGUAGCCCACUGCCUUUAAAAUCAGAUGUUUUUGCUAAAACAAUGAUCUCAGAACCAUGUGGUGAUACACACAGAACAGAAUCUUUAAAGUGCAGUGAGGUGUUUGAUCAGCCAGAACAAACUGCUUGCCUUAAUACUGCAUGUGGCUCUGUAACAUCACAGAGUUCGAAUGUAUACAGUCCCAAAGAUGAGACAGCAGAUGGGAAAUUGUCUUGUGAACCAGAAGAUGAAAGUGCAUGCUCUGCAGUGAGCAAAGAGGUGUAUGGAGGAAACACCCUAGAAGAUGAAGACUCAAAAGAUCAGAGUAAAGAUGAAUCCAUGCCUUCGGAUCUGCCAAAGAGGCCUCAGUUGCACAAAAGCCAUGCAACAUUACCUGGAAGCUGUGUUUUACCAGGCUCCACAUGUCAAACGGGGACUAAAGUAGCCUUAGAAGAGAAAGUUACAGAGGAGAAUGUAAAUAGUGAAGAACUUGCUGGCAGUGAAAUACUAAGCAGUGUUUCACCUUCAUGUGUAUCAGUCAAGGAUGUCCAGACAUCGCUGUCUGUAUCUGAACGUGGUUCAUCAGUUGUAACAGAAGAAGUUAAUCCUCUACCUCAGAAUGAAAUGGUGGAGGUUAUUAGUGACAGUUUAACUAUUCAUGCUGGGAAGUCUAAAACUGAUGUCUCUACGUGUGAAUCCUGGAAAGAGACUGACUUGCAUGAACAGGAAGAAUAUUUACCUAAAAUCAACCAAAGUGUUGUGGAAAAGAGUGCCGGUGGAGAGAGAUGUGAUACUGAGAAUGCAAUUGAUGACAGUGAUUCUGAGCAAAUCAAAGCUAUUGCUUCUGCUUUUCAGGAAUAUGAAGCUGAGCCAUAUGGUGUUGGUAUAGACUCCUAUUACAAUGAAAGUAUUGGCCAAGUUGUGGCUGACUUCUCUGUUGAGGAGGGCAUUAUCAAAAGUGAUACUCUAAUAAGUGAUGCCGAGCUUGAUGAAUUCUUGUAUGGACAAAGUCAUCAGUCUAAUUUGACUUUAGACAAUGACAGUAACUUAAUGGAAGCUGAUGCAGAACAAAUGCACUUAACAAACGUGAACCUAGAUUUUACAGAGGUUGCUGAAGAACAUACACAGACAAAACUGGAAGAUAUAACUAGCAUUAAUAGUAAUCUCGAAGUAUCUCUUACUGCCAAUAAAUUGGAAUCUCCAACAGAAGGGAUUCAUAUUCAGGAUGUGACUGAGAAUGGUAGCGAGGCACUAGUUUCGAAGUUUCACACUGAAGGUGCAAGACCAAAGCAGUUGUUUGGCCUUCCGCAAGGAGCUGCUGGUCAAAGACAACUGAAUGAAACAGAAGUACCUGAGAGAGAAAACCAGGAAGUGAAUUCUGUUACCCCAGAAGUUCCCCUCUCAAGCACCAGCAUUAAAUUUGAUAAAAAUUCUGAACCUGCUGUGGAAAGUAGCACUGAAACGGGAGGAAGUCAAACAUCUGAAAGUGCAGAACCAGUUAAAACACCUGCAGCUCUUUCACAGAAACAACCGUUGUGGGUCCCUGAUUCAGAGGCACCCAACUGCAUGAACUGUCAAGUGAAGUUCACCUUUACAAAAAGACGACACCACUGUCGUGCAUGUGGAAAAGUUUUUUGUGGUGCUUGUUGCAAACGAAAGUGCAAACUACAGUACAUGGAGAAGGAAGCAAGAGUCUGUAUUGGCUGUUACGAUGAUAUUAAUAAAGCACAGGCAUUUGAAAGGAUGAUGAGUCCAACUGGUCCUCUUCCUAACUCCAGUGUCUCCUCUGAGUGUUCUGCUGCACCUUUGCAGGAAGCCCAGAUACCUGGUAGUGCUAACACUCCCUCAUCCUCUGCGUUGUCACCUAUUUCAGUGCUUAAACAACCUGGCAUUGAAGGGCUGUGCCCCAAAGAACAGAGGAGAGUUUGGUUUGCAGAUGGUAUUUUGCCAACUGGAGAAGUGGCAGAUACAACAAAACUUUCAUCUGGAGCAAAGAGGUCAUCACAGGACCUAAGUCCAGUAAACCCUGACUUGCCAGAGAUGCAUAUGGCUGCAAACCCAGAGGAAGAUGACAUACUAACUGAUGUAAAUUCAAAACCAAAAGAAGAAAUAGAUGUUAUUACAAGAAUGGAGGGACUAUGUCCUUCUGUUCCUUCAGAACAGGAUGUGCAGCAGGCUGUUUGCGGCCAGAGCGAGAUGGCGCAUAUUUAUAGAUUCGUAACUCCAGGAAAUAAAGAGAGUUCUGCUACAGAAGAUGAGAAAACUAGUUCCAGUUUAGUUGAUCGGACUAAAAGUGAUAUGCCUGUUAGUCCUUCAAGUUACAGAGCACUUUGUGGUGUUGAGAACCGUGUCCAUAGAGAAAUCAGCCUUGUUCCUGAUGGUGACAAACUCCCACCACUUUUGCUUGCAGUGGGUGAGAAAGGAAAAGAUCCUCUAGUGGAAGAACAUCCGUCUCACCAACAGGUCACCUUGCUUCUUGCGGAAGGAGGUCCCAAUCCAUUAACAUUUAUCCUAAAUGCAAACUUGCUUGUGAAUGUCAGGUUAAUAUCUUAUUCUUCAGAAAAAUGCUGGUACUUCUCAACAAAUGGACUACAUGGUUUGGGUCAGGCAGAAAUUAUCAUUCUGUUGCAGUGUUUGCCAGAUGAGGAGACUUUUCCUAAUGAGAUACUCAAAUUAUUUAUUAACAUCUAUAAAGACGCAGUGAAAGGAAGAUUUAUAAGAAACAUGGAAAACAUUACGUUUACUGAAAACUUUCUCAAUAACAAAGAUCAUGGAGGAUUCCUGUUUGUUUCACCAACUUUUCAGAAACUUGAUGAUUUAAUUCUACCAGAUAACCCUCUUCUUUGUGGCAUUCUAAUCCAUAAGAUGGAAAUACCCUGGGCAAAAGUUUUUCCAAUCCGUUUGAUGUUGAGAUUGGGAGCAGAAUAUGGGGCAUAUCCAACUUCUCUAGUAAGUUUCAGACACCGAAAGCCACUCUUUGGAGAAAUAGGACACACAGUAAUGAAUCUACUUGUUGAUCUUAGAAACUAUCAAUAUACUUUGCAUACCAUAGACAACCUAUUUGUUCAUGUGGAAAUGGGUAGAAGCUGUAUUAAAAUACCCCUAAGGAAGUAUAAUGAGGUGAUGAAGGUGGUAAAUUCUUCUAAUGACCAUGUAAUUAGUAUUGGAGCCAGUUUCAAUACUGAAGCAGAUUCUCACUUAGUGUGUGUGCAGAAUAAGCAUGGCCUCUAUCAUACGCAAGCAAACAGUGCUACUGAACAUCCUAGGAAAGUUACAGGUGCAAGUUUUGUAGUGUUUAAUGGAGCCUUAAAGACAUCUUCAGGAUUUCUAGCUAAAUCCAGUAUAGUUGAAGAUGGACUAAUGGUACAAAUAACACCAGAAACGAUGGAAAGCCUACGCCAGGCAUUAAGAAACAAGAAGGACUUUAAAAUAACUUGUGGCAAAGUGGAUGCAGAAGGCCUAAAGGAAUAUGUAGAUAUUUGCUGGGUAGAAAACGAAGAAAAAACAAACAAAGGAAUUCUAAGUCCAGUAGAUGGAAAAUCAAUGGAAGGAACUCAGAGUGAAAAAGUACCACACAGCAGAGACUUUGAAAGAGAAGGAAAAGUUCUGAAGUGCACUGAAGUGUACUAUUUUCUAAAGGACCAUGAACUAUCCAGUCCUGUUCCUCUUCAGUUUGCUAAAGAGAUUGCGAUUGCCUGCAGUACCGCUCUUUGCCCGCACCUUAAAACCUUGAAAAAUAAUGGGAUGAAUAAGAUAGGCCUAAGAGUUUCUGUUGACUCAGAUAUGGUUGAGUACUUGGCAGGAUCCGGAGGUCGACUUCUUCCACAGUACUAUCUGAAUGAAUUGGACAGUGCUCUGAUUCCUGUGAUCCAUGGUGGGAUGUCAGAUCCUACAAGUUUACCAUUGAAAAUGGAAUUAGUAUUUUUCCUUAUAGAACAUCUGUUUUGAUGAGGCCACUUACUGGCAAGAUACUGAUUUGCUAGCUCUGAAUACCAAAGUUGUAACGCGUCAAACACUAAAAAUGAUAAAAGUUUUUGAGACUGGUUUUGUUUUAAUGGAUUUUCAUUAAUGGAUUUUCAAACUGUUUUUUUUUUAAAAAAAAAAAAACAAGCACCAACUCUCAAACUCUUGCUGGUUACUUUAUGACAAAAGAAUUGUAGUUUUUAAUGUUUCCUCAAGUUCUGAAAUUUUACACUUAAUACAGGUGAUGAAGAGGGCAGUCUUUGUUACCUCUUUACACAAUUGUAGCGUUUACUUUGUGUAGUGUAACUUUAAGCCAUAUUAUCUUGCCUCUUAACCUCAGAUAAGUAUUAGAGAAAUUGCUGUGGUUAGGUCUAAUCUCAAUCUGAAGCAUGUGCUUUCCAUGUGCAUAUGAGCUAAACACUGAAGUAUACUUAGCUGGCACAAAACUGUUUUCUUGCCAUUUGAGAUUCAAAUACGCGAUCUGUAGCUGACUGCAAACUUCAUGUGUCAGUGCAAAUAUAAGUGCACACUUUUUGACACUUGUCUAUGAUCAGCACAAGGAAGAAUUUUGCAGGUAUGUUUAUGGAGACUUUGUAGUUGAAGUCCUGAAUUACUAGGAUAUUAUGCUGGUGCUUCAGGAACAUAUGCUUCUGAAUUCCUUUUUAUAGAAAACUGAUUUCAUUCUUGUAUUUAUAAGGACUUAUCUAACUUAAAUGGAUGCUAUUUUUAUAAAUACUGAUACUUUUUUCCUUUACUCUGUUCAGACGUCCUGAUGCAAUUUGACCUUUCAAGGAUUAAUAAAAAGCCAGAUUACCUUUGCAGUAAUCUACAUGUAGCAAUAAGUAAGACAAGGAUUCUGCAAUACUUUUUCUGCUUCCAUCUACUGCUUUUGUCACCUCUUGGUAGCCACCUUUAUUUUCAGGGACAAUAAAUGUAUUGUGUGAAUUUUCAUGAACGGAUUGCUUUAGUAUACCUGCGGUUCUUGUAUAGUAUGUAUUUUUGAUAUUGGGUCAUUAAAAUCUAUUUAUGUACUUGUGAUGCAUGUGAUUUGUACCAAGGUUCAGUGAACCAAGGUUUGAUAACUGUCACAACUGUUUACCAAGAACAGAACCAAAACAAAAUCUGUCCAAGGUCUAUAUUGUUUUCAGUAAAAAUGUUGGUACAGUUUUAUGAGACUAUUAGAACUUUGAUGCCUUCUUGAUGCUCAUAGGGGAUAUUUCAUGUUUUUGUAUCAAAAACAAUUUGUAACUUAACCUAAUCAGCUCUGCUGUUAACCGUGCUUUAAAACGCAAGUUUUUGGAAGGUUUCAGGCUUCAUCAAGAUCUUGCUGUGGAGGAUACUGGGGAUACCUUUGAGCUAAUUCUUCAGAGAAGCUAAUUCUGGAGAGGAGCUGAAGACCACAGGAGAAGCAGUUGAGUGCAACCAAGCCAUAAAUGGACAAUAAAGGAAACAACAGUGAGGUUGAACAGUAGUUUAGAAAUGUAAUUAAUGAGGGUGGAGGUGGCUUUCCUGUCCCAUCCUACGAGGUUAGCUUUACCCCUCUCUGGGCUCGGAGGUCACCAAAGGUGCCGGUUGCCUCUUGCCAUCUAGCCUGUUCUAACCCAUUGUAAGUACUGAUCACUAAAAGUUAACUGAAGGUUACCUGCUAUUUAAAUAAAUACAAACGUGUUACGCC
Molecule: messenger RNA, 6904 nt
Organism: Cygnus olor (mute swan)
Lineage: Eukaryota; Metazoa; Chordata; Aves; Anseriformes; Anatidae
Gene: ZFYVE16
Product: zinc finger FYVE-type containing 16
Exons: 18
Coding region: 682-5214 (1510 amino acids)
Biological process (GO): endosomal transport; protein targeting to lysosome
Cellular component (GO): early endosome membrane
Molecular function (GO): metal ion binding
Source: RefSeq, a predicted model, not a curated record